GCAGUGACAAUAUACAGUGUGAGGCUAUAAUCAAUGUGGUUAGGACUGAGCGAAAUAUUAUUAGGAAAUCCUGAACGGCUGGUUUUGCUUCGCCUAGUAACAUCUGAGAUAUUGAAUGCCAGAGGGCAGGCCAACCCAAUGCCAAGCUGACAUUCACUGGCCUACUUGUGACCAGGUAACAUGUACUUUUCAUGUAGUGGUGUUUGAUAGUUCAGUAUGUCUUCUUCAAGUGGGCUAUGCUUUCAGCGUAUUGAUGGAAUUGUUUAAGAGGCAAACAGCUAAUACCACUGUCUCAAGUUCAAUUGCAGUCCAAGGCUACUUAUACUAGUAGAGUAGUUAGUAGACCAACAACAAUGUGGACCUGCUGUGGUUUCCUUCUUAUCAUCACUUUCACCCUGGAACUCACUUUGUCCAAGGUGAUACAUGUGGGUCCAUGUGCUCUGGUGGUUGAUGAGCCAGGGGAUUGCCCUGAUCCCGAUUACAUCAAAGUGUACUUGUUCACAAGGAAGAACAAAAACAAAGGUCAGUACGUGCAAUUGACGGAGAGUUCGGACAACAUGACGACUUCAUAUUUCGACCCUGGCCGUCCCAACAAGCUGAUCAUCCACGGCUAUAAUGCGGACAUGUUCAUGUACGCUUUGCAGGAUAUUAAGGCAGAAUACCUACGGCGAGAGAGAGCGAACGUGUGGAUGGUAGACUAUCCGCAGCUUGCACAGGGUUCCUCCCUCUGCUACCCCUUCGCUGUCCACAACAUCCGUCAUGUCGGCGCCUGUCUGGCGCAAUUAGUCACAGCACUGCAUCGCCACAACACAUCUGCUAGCAUACAUGUGGUGGGCUUCAGCCUUGGCGCUCAUGUCGCAAACUACAUUGCCAACACUCUAGGCUCUACCAAGAUUGACAGAAUCACAGGACUGGACCCAGCAGGUCCACUGUUUAUGACAAGAAAUGAACGCCACAGACUGGACCCCAGUGAUGCCAACUUUGUAGAUGUGGUGCACACAAACGGUCUGAUACAAGGCAUCAUUGAGCGUUGUGGUCACAUUGAUUUCUAUAUGAAUGGGGGAGUCAGUCAACCUGGUUGUUACAAUGACAGCAAUCCAUUUGCCUGUGAUCACCAUAGAGCACCUGAGUAUUUUGCAGAAUCCAUUCGCACCAAAGUUGGAUUUUUUGGUUGGCAAUGUGAAGGCUAUCUGAAUUUCAUCACUGGGGAGUGCAAACCAAAACUACACUUGGUUCCUAUGGGGGAGCAAUGUAAAUCUGGGGACAAAGGAUUUUAUGUGGCAUACACUGCAGCGGAAAAGCCAUAUGCUUUGGGAAAUUGGACAGAUAAGAAUUAUUGGGAAAGAGCUCCUAAGACAAGUUUUACGAAAAUGCCGAAGAAUAUAACUGAUGAGCUUAUUCAAAACCAACAGAGUGAAUUGUUACAGAGGAUAUUUCCUAGUGUUCAGUUCCAAAAUACCAGAUUUUAGAAUAUUACAUGUAUUGACAUAAAAUAUUAUUUACUUUA
This is a messenger RNA of Homalodisca vitripennis (glassy-winged sharpshooter), 1507 nucleotides long. RefSeq names its product phospholipase A1 member A-like. Bases 354 to 1469 code for a protein of 371 amino acids. The transcript is spliced from 8 exons. Gene Ontology annotation, molecular function: lipase activity. Gene Ontology annotation, biological process: lipid metabolic process. The record is from RefSeq and is a predicted model, not a curated record. NCBI's taxonomy places the organism in Eukaryota, Metazoa, Arthropoda, Insecta, Hemiptera, Cicadellidae.